UAACAACCCUCAAAUGCUGCACUGCAAUACUGUAGCUUAGCCCAGCAAUAAACGUUGCUCUCUUGCUGUUGCAUUUUAUGCUGUAAGGUUUAGGCCUAUAGCCUUAUUUGUAGUAACACACGUUUUUUUAAAGGCACCGCUUGACUAUCCAGUAAAUGUCGUUAAUUAAAGUGUAUUCUCUUUCCAUGCUCUAACACUAAAGCCUUCCAUUCACUAGUACAUUUAAUUUAUUUGUAUGGGCAAGGAUUUCCCACACGCGGAUACACACAGUGCAAGCAGGAGAGGAGUAUAGGCUAGAAUCCGUCAUUUGUCUGGUUUUAUGACUAUUGUGGCUUACACAGGCGUUAAGACAUUCUUUCGCUGUAAAACUGCCAUAAACCCCCCUCUAUUUGCCCAAAGAAUUCUCACUGAACAAAGGGGAAACGCGGCUAAAAGCCUCUUGUCCCAAUAUAAGACUUUCCUUACCUCUUCGAAUACGUUUCUCGAAUUUCAUGCACCAGCUCUAAUCUAAUUAUUGUAAAACGUUGCCUAUAGCGGGCAACCUCACAUGCUAUCAAAUGUAGCCUAGACCUGUUAGCUUUUUGAUGGGGAAUCGCUAAAAGACAUGCCCGUCUAUCCACAACAAUACAUUCAUAACUUAUUUUUAUGGUUAGCAUUAGCAAUAAGAGGAGGCCUAUCUUGCCAUAAGCAACAGUGAACCCUUUGCAUUUUCGUGUCAUUCCAACGCUAAUGAGAAAUGAGGUGUGUGUGUGUGUGUGUGUGUGUGUGUGUGUGUGUGUGUGUGUGUGUGUGUGUGUGUGUGUAUGUGUGUGUCGCACACUCGUGUUCAGUUUUCCUGCCAGCCUGUAGCCUUCAAAACAAGCCUGUGUUAGGACUUGUUUUAUGUCAAACUGAAUGAACUCAAUACUUACUAUUUGGAUUGUAUAUCUAAAGAUUGGAUAAUUGUAUUAUGGGCCUUCAUAUUAUCCAUCACCAUUCAGUCCAUUCAUAUUAGGCUAAAGCAUACAGCAACUUAGGCCUAUAUCUAUUUGUUGCUAUUAUAAAUAAUAUCAUUAAAAGUCACCCAAACACGUUUUCUUGACUCUGUAACAACCCUAACACUAUUUUUUCAAAAUAAAUCAUGUUUUUUAAUCACUUUAUAAGAUAUGUAUCUCACACCGAAGAAAAAUAUAUUCAUCGAUUUAAGAGGGCAAUAUUGUCAAGCUUUUCGAACUUAAUAAUUCGAUCACACUGUAUUGCGGUUACAAACCCUAAUCUUUUUUUCUCAACUGCGAGGGGUAUAGAAACAUAACUCUCGGUCUUCUUUAAGGUCCAAUCUUUAAAAAAUUACAAGAGACUGGACUCAAGUCAAAUAAUUUAAAUAGAGCGUGCUUGUCUAGCGUUGGCAUCUAUCUCAAUAAUUAAAUUCCACAUUUAGGCUAAUUCAUUAUUGUUUAUGUUUAUUGCUAUAGGCCUAUCUGAUUUAGUUCAUCCACACACUGCAUAUUUUUUAUACCUUUGUGAGCAGGAGUGUUAUUAUUUUUGCUAUGGUAUAGUACUGUACAACAAAGAAUAUGCGUUGCAGGAGGAGAUUGGCAAGAGGUGACUAGUGUGUGUGUGUGUGUGUGUGUGUGUGUGUGUGUGUGUGUGUGUGUGUGUGUGCGUGUGUGUGCGUGCGUGCGUGCGCGUAAAUGCUCACUAUGUAUAUAGUCCUUAUGCGUGUAUGUGCACGCGCCUAUGUGCAUGUGUUAGCUUGAGAUGGCGCGUGUGUGGCGUGUGUGUGCGAGCGCAUAUGCGAGAGUAGUUUCGACGGAGAAUGUUAAAAAAUGAAGUUACUUUUUUUUCUCCCUCAGUCCCUCUACUCCCUGCUUUUUAUUGGAGGAAAUUUGGUCAGCUGACGUUGUCAUCUUGUCCAUCCUAGAGUGAGGCUUUAGCAACAACAUUCGGCUGUGCCUUGUGUCUUUAUUGGCGUCCAGAAAUAAAUUAUAAAGAAAUCAUACAGCGUGCCUGUAUUAAAAGAGACUGACAGAGAAAAAAAGAGAGUGACUUAGUGAGUGUGAGAGAGAAUAAAGAGAGAGCUGAGAUUGAAAGGGAGGGAGGGAAAGAGAAAGAGAGGGAGCAAGGGAGAGAGGGAAGGUAUGAAUUCUUAUUUCGCAAACCCGUCGCUCUCAUGCCAUUUAGCUGGUGGUCAAGAGGUUUUACCAAACGUGGCCCUAAACUCAACUACCUAUGACCCAGUUCGACACUUCCCCUCCUACGGAACCGCCGUGCCUCAAAACCGGAUAUAUUCCUCGCCUUUCUAUUCGCCCCAAGACAACGUUGUAUUCGGCUUGACCAGGGGACCGUACGAGUAUGGAUCCAAUGUGUUUUACCAAGACAAAGACGUGCUGCCCAGCUGUAGGCAGAGCAGUUUGGGACAAGGUGCACAAAGCUCGCUCGCCCAGGAUUACCCGUCUGAUCAGGGCAGGAACGGCUCACAGGAACAGAAGGAGAGCAUUCAGAUCUACCCGUGGAUGCAGCGGAUGAACUCUCAUAGUGGAGUUGGAUACGGUUCUGACAGACGAAGAGGCCGCCAAAUUUACUCCCGGUACCAAACUCUAGAACUCGAAAAGGAAUUCCAUUUCAACCGCUACUUGACAAGACGCAGACGUAUCGAAAUCGCCAAUGCACUCUGUCUCUCCGAACGUCAGAUAAAAAUCUGGUUCCAGAAUCGCCGGAUGAAAUGGAAAAAGGAAAGCAAUCUAACUUCCACUCUCACUGAAAGUGGUUUGGCAGGGGCGAGUCAAGACACGGGAAAAGAGGACACAGAAGAGGCGACAGAAGAGAAGAAAGAAUGAGUGACUUCAUAACUUAGCCUACUAUACGCAUCAAUCCGCCGUGAUGUGAGAAUAACUUAACUACCUAUCAAGUACCUAUCAACAUUUUUUUUGCCACAAUAAAUACACUAGUAUAUUCAAAGAUAUGGCUGCGUUAAAUGCAAUGUGGAUGCAACAUUUCUUCAGACAUCAAUGUUUGCCUUUUUCAUUUUAUUCUGUAUUGAACUUUUCACGGUGACCACAGAAUUUGUUUCCUUACUUGACAUUCCCUCAUAUAGCCUACCCAAACUGUGUGUAACGCGAAGACGUUCAUUAUUGUAUUUUCAUAAAUGUUGUUUGACAACAAUUAAAAACACAUGGUUCUCAGAUGUCUGUACACCUAUGACGAAUAUGUUGGCAAUAUGUUUUUCCAAAAGUAAUUGUUACAACAAUAUGUGAAUGAAACUACAAGCGUUACAUCCGCUUGAGUAACUUAUUAAUGUUUUUUGGUUUUGUUGUUCUGUUGUACGAAAAAACUAUACUGAAUAAUAACGACCCACACUACCUAAAUUGUUGAUAUGUUUGUAUAUAUUUAUAUUUACGUAUAUCUGUAUUACAUGCCUUAGCCCUGUGAGAGCAUUCGUGUGCAUCCCGCAACUUUUUUGUCGUAAGUAGGCCUACUUUAUUUAUGUUUAGAUAUGUAGCAGUAGCCUACAUUGAGGAUGUGGUCAAAUCAUAACUGACCGAUGUAAUAAUAAUAAUAAGCCAUUUAGCAGACGCUUUUAUCCAAAGCGACCGCAUACAUUUUUACGUAUGGGUGGU
Molecule: messenger RNA, 3596 nt
Organism: Coregonus clupeaformis (lake whitefish)
Lineage: Eukaryota; Metazoa; Chordata; Actinopteri; Salmoniformes; Salmonidae
Product: homeobox protein Hox-C6-like
Exons: 2
Coding region: 2118-2816 (232 amino acids)
Biological process (GO): regulation of transcription by RNA polymerase II; anterior/posterior pattern specification
Cellular component (GO): nucleus
Molecular function (GO): RNA polymerase II cis-regulatory region sequence-specific DNA binding; DNA-binding transcription factor activity, RNA polymerase II-specific
Source: RefSeq, a predicted model, not a curated record